Molecule: messenger RNA, 1281 nt
Organism: Centruroides sculpturatus (bark scorpion)
Lineage: Eukaryota; Metazoa; Arthropoda; Arachnida; Scorpiones; Buthidae
Product: glutathione S-transferase 1-like
Exons: 5
Coding region: 50-703 (217 amino acids)
Biological process (GO): glutathione metabolic process
Molecular function (GO): glutathione transferase activity
Source: RefSeq, a predicted model, not a curated record
GUGAAGAACAUUAUAUAUAGUGUUUACCUAUUUUUCAAUAUAGAAGAAAAUGCCAAUUGACUUGUAUCAAAUACCUGUAAGCGCGCCCUGCAGGGCUGUUUUGAUGACUGCUAAAGAAAUAGGAUUAGAAGUAAAUUUAAAAUUCGUGAAUUUAUUUAAUGGAGAACAAUACAAAGACGAAUUUCUUAAGAUUAAUCCUCAACACUGUAUUCCUACAAUUGACGAUGAUGGAUAUUACUUAUGGGAAAGCCGCGCUAUAAUGACGUAUUUAGCCAAUAAAUACGCUCCAAAUCAUCAAAUUUAUCCAAAAGAUGCGAAGAAGAGAGCCAUGAUCGAUUACUUCUUAUAUUUUGAUAUCGGUUCUCUUUACAAAAACGUAGCGGAUUUAGUGUACGGUCCAGCAUUUAGAGGUGAGAAUGUAGACCAAGAUAAAGUAAAAAACUUAAAAGAAUGCCUUUCUCAUGUAGAAAAAUUUUUAUCUACAAGUCCAUAUUUAGUUGGAGAAACGUUAACUCUUGCAGAUCUUUCCAUUCUUGCUACACUAACUUUUGCAAAGUUGAUAGAUUUCGAUUAUAGCGAAUACUCCUCGAUUCAAAGAUGGAUGACGAAACUGGAAAAGGAAUUACCAUAUUAUGACGAAGUGAAUGGCCAACCUUUAAAAGAAUUCAAGAAAGAAAUGGAAGAAAUGAAGUCUAAGAAAUAAAUAAACAAAUUGUGUGCGCCACGAAUUGCUUUCAAUUGUGUAAUUCUGUUGAUGCUAAGCACCCACUCUUCUUGGACAAGAAUGCUUAAGUCUUGCCCAUGGUUCAUUUCGUUGUAAAAGUAAAAUGUCCGGAUUCCAAAUCUGAAAUUAUGCAUUUAAUUGUGUUAUUUUCAGUUGAAUUUGCUUAAGUAUGAAACUUAUUUCUGAUGUUACUAUAAGCGGAUGAUGAAGAAAUAGAAUAUUUGUAUUGAAUUAAUCUACUCGAUGGGUGGAAAGUAUCUAGGCAUUUAGGAUUCGCUAUAAUUUAUGUAAUAAUAAGGCAAUCUUAAUAAAAUUUAUAUAUUGUUUAUGCGUCUGUGUACAUCAAUCAACGGAAUUUAUAAUUCCUGCAUCGGUGGCAUAGAAAGUGAUGAGAUGGGAUGCACGAGCAGUGGCAAAAAACAGGUCGCCCGCUUAUCUGUUCACGAGCAAGCGCAGAAUGCUACACUCUAUGAAAUGUUAAAAUGAAUGGUUGCUUUACAGAAAUGGUAGCGUACGGUAAAGGGAUUUUAUGCCACAAUCCGUCCAGAAACGAUCAA